Messenger RNA from Cheilinus undulatus (humphead wrasse), 4624 nucleotides. RefSeq names its product 5-methyltetrahydrofolate-homocysteine methyltransferase (gene mtr). The record is from RefSeq and is a predicted model, not a curated record. The coding region runs from base 119 to 3928 and encodes 1269 amino acids. Gene Ontology annotation, biological process: pteridine-containing compound metabolic process. Gene Ontology annotation, molecular function: zinc ion binding; cobalamin binding; methionine synthase activity. Lineage: Eukaryota; Metazoa; Chordata; Actinopteri; Labriformes; Labridae. The transcript has 33 exons.
GCGUGGAGGACUGCUGUCUGCCGGUGGCUGGUGGAAGUUUUUUAUCAGGAGGAUUCACUAACCUGUCAAACUAACCCUGCGGACUCUGAGGCUGUUCUUAAGGCUGGCUCUAAACAACAUGGCGCCCACCAACCUCCUCCAUCAGUCCGCGGCACGAGCGUCGGCGGGAUAUGGGAGUGUGUUGGAGUCAGAGCUGCGAGCCGUGCUGCAGCAAAGGAUCAUGGUCCUGGACGGAGGGAUGGGGACGAUGAUCCAGCAGCAGAAACUGGAGGAGGAAGACUUCAGAGGAGACGAGUUUAAGGAUCACCCUCGCCCUCUGAAGGGAAACAACGACCUGCUCAGCAUCACGCAGCCACACAUAAUCUACAAUAUACACAAGGAGUACCUGUUAGCUGGAGCCGAUAUCAUCGAGACCAACACCUUCAGCAGCACCUGUACAGCACAGGCCGACUACGGACUAGAACACCUGGCGUAUCGUCUAAACAAAGCGUCUGCAGAGCUGGCGAGGAGAGCAGCUGAUGAUGUCACCAAACAGACAGGCUGUAAACGCUACGUGGCAGGCGCCGUGGGUCCAACCAAUAAGACGCUCUCAGUGUCCCCGUCAGUGGAGAGACCGGACUACAGGAACAUCACGUUUGAUGAACUGGUGGCGGCGUACUCGGAGCAGGUCAGAGGUCUGUUGGAUGGAGGAGCUGACAUCCUACUUGUAGAAACCAUCUUUGACACCGCCAAUGCCAAGGCGGCUUUAUUUGCCAUCGACCUGAUGUUUGAGGAGGGCUUCGAGAGAAAGCCCGUAUUUGUCUCAGGGACGAUUGUGGACCGUAGUGGGCGUACUCUGUCAGGUCAGACGGGAGAAGCCUUCGUUGUUAGUGUGUCCCAUGCUAAACCCUUGUGCAUUGGUCUGAACUGUGCUCUGGGAGCCACAGAGAUGAGACCUUUCAUUGAAGCCAUUGGACAAAACACCUGUGCCUUUAUUAUCUGUUACCCUAAUGCAGGUCUGCCAAACACGUUUGGAGGUUAUGAUGAAACUCCCGUGCUCACCGCUGCACAUCUAAAGGAGUUUGCAGAGGAUGGGCUGGUGAACAUCGUUGGAGGUUGUUGUGGGACGACUCCAGCUCACAUCAGAUCGAUCAGUGAGGCGGUCAGAAGCUGUAGACCCAGAGCUCCUCCAGAUGAUAUUUAUCAGGAUUAUCUGCUGCUGUCUGGUCUGGAGCCGUUCAGGAUCGGCCCUUACACCAACUUUGUAAACAUUGGAGAGCGCUGCAACGUGGCCGGGUCACGGAAGUUCGCUAAACUGAUCAUGGCGGGAAACUACGAGGAGGCUCUGAGCAUAGCUAAGACCCAGGUGGAGAUGGGUGCUCAGAUUCUGGAUAUAAACAUGGACGAGGGGAUGCUGGAGGGAGCAGCCGCCAUGACGCGAUUCUGUAACUACAUCGCCUCUGAGCCCGACAUCGCACGGGUCCCUCUGUGCAUCGACUCGUCAAACUUCGCCGUGAUAGAGGCGGGGCUAAAGUGCUGUCAGGGGAAAUGUGUGGUCAACAGCAUCAGCCUGAAGGAGGGCGAGGAUGAAUUCCUUCAGCGAGCCGCCACUGUCAAACGCUAUGGGGCCGCUGUGGUCGUCAUGGCGUUUGAUGAGGAAGGGCAGGCCACGGACACAGAGCGUAAGGUGGAGAUCUGCACUCGGGCAUACCACUUGCUGAUCAAUAAAGUCGGGUUUGACCCCAAUGACAUCAUCUUUGACCCCAACAUCCUGACCAUCGGCACGGGCAUGGAGGAACACAACGAGUACGCCGUCAACUUCAUCAGAGCCACCAAACUCAUCAAGGAGACGUUACCGAGAGCUCGGGUCAGCGGAGGGCUGUCCAAUCUAUCGUUUUCAUUCAGAGGGAUGGAGGAGAUCAGAGAGGCCAUGCACGGAGCCUUCCUCUAUCACGCCAUCAAGGAUGGGAUGGACAUGGGGAUUGUCAACGCUGGGAAUCUGCCCGUCUACGAUGACAUCAAUAAAGAGCUGCUGUUACUGUGUGAAGACCUGAUCCUCAACAGAGACGCCGAGGCUACUGAGAAACUGCUCAGCUACGCACAGAAUAAUGUGAAAGGAGGGAAGAAGGUGGUUCAGACAGACGAGUGGAGAUCAGGGAGUGUAGAGGAGAGGCUGGAGUACGCUCUCAUUAAGGGUAUAGAGAAGUAUGUAGUCCAGGAUGUGGAGGAGUGCCGGUCUCUGGUCCAGCGUUAUUCCCGUCCUCUCCACAUCAUCGAGGGUCCUCUGAUGAACGGGAUGAAGGUGGUGGGAGAUCUGUUCGGGGCGGGGAAGAUGUUCCUCCCUCAGGUGAUUAAAUCGGCCCGUGUGAUGAAGAAGGCUGUGGGGUAUCUGAUUCCUUUCAUGGAGAAGGAGAGAGAGGAGAUGAAGGCUCUGUCAGGAUCAACUGAGGAUGUGGACCCGUAUCAGGGCACCAUCGUCCUCGCCACAGUUAAAGGAGAUGUCCACGACAUUGGGAAGAACAUCGUAGGCGUGGUGCUGGGCUGUAACAACUUCAGAGUGAUUGAUCUGGGUGUGAUGGUUCCCUGUGAUCAGAUCCUCAGAGAGGCCAUCUCACAUAAAGCAGACAUCAUCGGUCUGUCCGGUCUCAUCACGCCGUCCCUAGAUGAGAUGAUCCACGUGGCCAAAGAGAUGCAGAGACUCAACAUGAGCACGCCGCUGUUGAUUGGAGGAGCCACCACCUCAAAGACACACACGGCAGUGAAGAUUGCUCCUCGGUACUUGUCUCCGGUGGUUCAUGUUCUGGAUGCUUCCAGGAGUGUGGUGGUGUGCUCUCAGCUGCUGGAUGAGGUGGUGAGGGAGGAGUUCUUUGAGGAGGUGAAGGAGGAGUACGAGGAGAUCAGACAGGAGCACUUCGACUCCCUGAAGGAUCGUCGGUUUGUGUCUCUGUCUGAGGCCAGAGAGAAACGUUUACUCAUCGACUGGACGUCCAGCACACCAGUGCGUCCUCAGUUCCUGGGUCCUCGGGUCUUCAGUCACUACGAUCUGACUCGUGUCUGUGAUUUUAUCGACUGGAAGCCGUUCUUUGACGUGUGGCAGCUCAGAGGGAAGUACCCCAACAGAGGCUACCCAAAGAUCUUCAACGACAAGACUGUUGGCGAGGAGGCUCGGCGCGUUUUUAACGACGGCCAGCGUCUUCUGCACCAGAUGAUUGACAGCGGCAGUCUAAGGGGGCGGGGUCUUGUGGGCUUCUGGCGUGCUCAGAGUGAGGGUGAUGACAUCAACGUUUACAGAGAUGAUAUCACAGUCCACAGAGACACCAAACCUAUCGCCACCUUCCACGGACUACGGCAGCAGGUAGAAAAGGUGGACGGCUCUGAGCCCUUUCUGUGUUUGUCGGACUUCGUGGCGCCCGUAGACAGCGCCAUGGAGGACUACCUGGGUCUGUUUGCUGUUGGGGUGUUUGGAGCUGAAGAGCUGAGUCGGCAUUAUCAGGAUCAGGGAGAUGACUACAGCAGCAUCAUGGUCAAAGCCCUCGCAGACCGCCUCGCUGAGGCCUUUGCAGAGGAGCUCCACUGUCGUGUUCGUAAAGAUCUGUGGGGUUACAGCUGUGAAGAGGAGCUGCAGGCCGCCGACCUUCACAGAGUCCGGUACCAGGGAAUCAGACCGGCAGCAGGUUACCCGAGUCAGCCUGACCACACGGAGAAGAACACCAUGUGGAGACUGGCACAGAUUAAUGAGAGGACGGGCAUCAGUCUGACGGAGUCUUUGGCCAUGUCUCCGGCUGCAUCCGUCUGUGGUCUCUACUUCUCUCAUCCUCAGUCGUCUUACUUCGCUGUAGGAAAGAUCUCUAAAGACCAGGUUGAAGACUACUCCAGGAGGAAGACCAUGAGGGUGGAGGAGGUGGAGCGGUGGCUGGGGCCAAUCCUCGGCUACGAUCCAGACCAGUGACACCAGAGCAAGGAUCAGGGACAAGUGAUCCUGGACUGACUGAUGUAGGACCAGGGACUACAGUUUUGUGACUAGGGACAGCUGAUCUAGCACCAGGGACAGCUGAUCCAGGACCAGGGCCAACUGAACCAGGACCAAGGACAAUGUCCAGGACCAGGGUCAACUGGUCAUGAAUUGACUGACUGAUGCAGGCCCAUGGACUACAGUUCCAUGACCAGGGACAACUGAUCCAAGACCAGGGACAACUGAUCCAGGACCAGGAAUACUGACUAUUAACAAGGACUAGUGAUCCAGGAAAUAAUACAACUGAUCCUGGACUGACUGACUGAUUCAGUAUCAGGGACUACUGUUCCAUGACUAGGACUACUGAUCCAGGAUUGACUUAUUGAUCUAGAACCAGGACUACUGAUCCAGGACUACUGAUCCAGGACAAGGGCCUUCUCUUUCAGGACCAAGACUACUUAUCCUAGACUGACUGACUGAUGCGGGACCAGGGACUAGUUUUCCAUGACUUGGGAGAACUGAUCCAGGACCAAGUCUACUGAUCCAGGACUGACUGACCAGGACCUCCUGAUUCUGGACCAAGUCUCCAUUUAGACUAUAAGUCACAUCGUCUCUUUGUUGAUCGGGGUCCUUAUGAGCUAAUUAUUAUUAUUAUUAUUAUUACUAUUAUUAUUAUUAUUAUUAUUAUUAUUA